CCCUCGAGAUCUCUCUUCUCCUCCGAGCUCGAUCUCGUCUCCGGCGACGUCGGUGGCGGAGACGGCGGCGGCAAUGGUGGAGGGCAACUGGGCUACUCGCAGGGGAAGCAACCCUCGGCUGGAUCCGAUCAUCGACAUCCCGGCGACGCCACCCGGCGAUGCACGACCUUCAUCGAAGACCUCAUUCCUCUCGCUCGUGAUCCCGACGACGACGAUCUCCUCCUCUCCGACCCUCACCACUGCGGCCAUUAUCGCAUCCUGGUACUUCUCCAACAUCGGCGUUCUCCUUCUCAACAAGUACCUUCUCAGCAUCCAUGGCUAUCGGUACCCUAUCUUCUUGACGAUGCUCCAUAUGCUCGCCUGCGCGAUCUACAGCACGGUGUUCGUCCACUGGUUCCGGAUCGUCCCGCCUCAACCCCUCUCAUCUCGGCGCCAGAUCUUGAAGAUCGCUCUUCUCUCCGCCAUCUUCUGCUUCUCCGUCGUCUGCGGCAAUACCUCGCUUCGUUACCUCCCGGUCUCGUUCAACCAGGCGAUCGGCGCCACGACCCCGUUCUUCACCGCGGUGUUCGCUCUCCUCAUCACCUGCCGUCGUGAAUCAGCCGGCGUGUACCUCUCUCUUCUCCCCGUCGUCCUCGGCAUCGUCGUCGCAAGCAACAGCGAACCCCUCUUCCACGCCUUCGGAUUCCUCGUUUGCCUCGGCUCCACCGCCGCCCGCGCGCUCAAAUCCGUCGUCCAGAGCAUUCUCCUCACCUCCGAAGCCGAGAAGCUCAAUUCUAUGAAUCUCUUGAUGUACAUGGCUCCCAUGGCCGCCGCGAUGCUUCUCCCCAUCACCGUCUGGAUGGAAGGCGACAUCGCCGGCCUCACCGUCAAUAAGGUACGCGACGAUCCCCGCUUAGGUCUUCUUCUUCUCGGCAACGCCACCGUCGCCUAUCUCGUCAAUCUCACCAACUUCCUGGUAACCAAGCACACCAGCGCACUCACUCUCCAAGUCCUCGGCAACGCCAAGGCCGCCGUCGCCGCCGUCGUCUCCGUCCUGAUCUUCCGGAAUCCAGUGACGGUGAUGGGCAUGACCGGCUUCGGAAUCACCAUCAUGGGCGUAGUCUUAUACAGUGAAGCCAAGAAGAGGUCCAAAAUCUCAUCUUCUUCCUCCCUCUCCUCCUCUUCUUCUACAACCUCUUCCUCUUCGUGAUUUUUUAUUUAUUUUUGUUGUGAUUUUUGUAACCUCUUUUGAUCCGUUGUUUUUUAUUUUGUUUGUUGUUUCCGUGAAUUCAAUUUGGGGAUUAUAAAAAAAAAAAAACACUAAAAUAUCAUGAAAUAUAUUGAGAAUAAUUCAAGUAAUUUGACAUCUUGAAACUGAAGAGUUUCAAGUAUAAUUUCCUUUAUAUAUAAAUAUAAAUAUAUAUAUAUAUAUUCUCCUGUGUGUUACUUUGUUUUUAAGUUUUAAAGUUUGAUUGGUUUCUAAGAAAUAAACAAACUUUGAGCUUUAUUAGAUCAUUAUUAUUAUUUUAAAUAAAUAUUUUUAAUUUCAGUGUUUUUAUUGGAUUAUUAUUGGUUGAUUUUUAAAUCAUAUAUACAAUAAAUUUUAAAUUUCGUGUUGGAUUUGAUUCAUCUGGUGAGAUUUAUACAAAUACGAGUGUACCACCCACACGCUAUUUGUUCAUUGGACAAAAAUUCCGAAUUCUAUGGAAAUACUAGAUUUUGUACUUUACUAACAAAUGUGCUUGAUUUGGAAUUUUAUUUUUAUUUUUAUUUUU
Molecule: messenger RNA, 1754 nt
Organism: Dioscorea cayenensis subsp. rotundata (Guinea yam)
Lineage: Eukaryota; Viridiplantae; Streptophyta; Magnoliopsida; Dioscoreales; Dioscoreaceae
Product: probable sugar phosphate/phosphate translocator At1g12500
Exons: 1
Coding region: 74-1189 (371 amino acids)
Cellular component (GO): Golgi apparatus
Molecular function (GO): antiporter activity
Source: RefSeq, a predicted model, not a curated record